AUGCCCGUGUCCAGCAACGAUGGCGCCGCCCCAUGGGCUAGAACGAGGGGUGGCGGAAGCUUGGGCAAACGGAAACGAGGGCAGACGGCUGAUGAAAAGGGAAGUCCUUCUUCAUCACAAUCUAUAGAUUCAUCAGGAUUGCAUAAGAUCGGCUCAGGGGAGGCAACAGAACCACUCAAUUCAAGUGACGUGGCUUCAGUCGAGACCCGCUCCCAGGAGACUUGGCCGCAAAACCAGACGAGCAAACACCCGACUACAACACGCCGACGGAACCAACCCAAGGCUAAAACCAAAAACCCAGCCCCCGAAGAGGAUAACUCAGACCCCUCUCCAAAAUCUACAUCUACCAAUGGCAAAGGAAAGACGCAGAAGCCAUCUGAAAGGUCCAGGCCUGAACCCAAGCCUUCAUCCUGGCCGCCCUACCUCUCCCGCCUCUCCAAACUGCACCGCGCCCUCAAUCUGGUAACCACAUUUCUUGCUGCGCGUAGGGCAAGUCAUCUUACUCCGCUGGCACUGGAAAGUGUGAAGGAGGCGGUACAGGGGCAGUGUGGGUUUGGGGUGGAGGUUGAGGAUGUCGCGGGGGUUGUGUGGGUUUAUGCUUGGGGGGAAGCUAGAGAGCUAGAGGCUCAAGGGGAGAGGAAUGAGGAUCAAGAGCAGGGAGGAGGGAGUAACCAGCAUAAUUGGGGAAGGCAAAUUCAGGGGGAAGGUCAAGUCAAGAGGUGUAGUCGUGUCAGGUUUGAAUAUGUCACGCAAGAAGCAGAAGACGAGUUCGACGCCAACGCCAAAGGGGAACAAGUUCUAGUAUUUGAGUUCUUAGAGCUCGACAAACAACUCAAACCCGAAAAGGAGAAGGGUCGGGGGAGUAAAGAGAGGGAAGAUAAAAUCCGCAUGCCCAGCGUUGGGGCAAAGCAGCUAUCGAAGGUGAUUGAGCGGCGAGAAGAGAAGUUCGCUGAAAUGGUUGAGUUGUUCGUGCUGUCGUGCAAACAGCGCGGGAAAGACCCUGAUGAGGUGGUGAAGCAGGGCCGGGGGAGGUUCAUCCCCCGUCUCCCGGAGGAUACGCCGCCCAAUCCGGACUCCUUGCCGCUCACAAUCCCGACAGAACGGAAGCCUAUCUCAGAAAUCGUCGAAGAACUGAAGUGCUCCUCCUGGUACGUGGGACAAAUAGUCCCAGAUGGACACCGAGUACUAGAUCCGCAGGAAGCCAUCUAUGGAGAGCUUAACUUCCCCCUCGGCCAAGACCUCGUCAAUGCUUUAUAUAACUCCAAAGGCAUCACCCCCGACCGUCUCUACUCCCACCAAGCCGCGGCCAUCAACGCCCUCCAUGCCGGUCACCACGUCGUAGUCGCGACCUCCACCAGCUCGGGCAAAUCCCUCGUUUAUCAACUUCCGGUCCUCCACGUGUUAGAAGAGGAUAAAAAUGCCAGGGCGAUGUACAUCUUCCCCACGAAGGCCCUCGCGCAAGACCAGAAGCGCAGUCUCCAGGAGCUCAUAAGCUGGAUGCCCAGCUUGGAAGGUAUCGUCGUAGAAACCUACGACGGGGACACGCCGCAGGAAUAUCGCCGCUCCAUCCGGGAGAAUGCGAGCGUGAUCUUUACCAACCCGGAUAUGCUGCACGCAGGGGUCUUGCCUCAAGAAGAAGGGUGGCGGAUGUUUCUAAAGGGGUUGAGGUAUGUGGUUGUGGAUGAGCUGCACUAUUAUAAUGGGCUGUUGGGGUCGCAUGUGGCGUGGGUGAUGAGGCGGUUGAGGAGGGUGUGUGCGGCCCUGGGGAAUAGCGACGUGAAGUUUGUGUCAUGCUCGGCUACCGUGGCGAAUCCGGAGGGGCAUUUUAGGCGGCUCUUUGGGAUCGAGGAUAACGUAACUGUUAUUGAUUUCGAUGGGUCGCCGUCAGGCCGCAAAGAGUUCCUCGUCUGGAACACGCCGUACAAAGUCCCCGGGGAUCCGUCCAGCGGCCGGGGGAAUGCUUUGCUCGAGUGCUCGCGGCUGUUCUGCCAGCUGAUCCUGCGCGGCGUGCGCACCAUCGCCUUUUGUCGCGUGCGAGAGCAGUGUGAGAAGCUGGUUGCGGCCGUCAAGAAGGAGCUGGAAAGUCUUGACCGUGGAGAGGUUGCGGGAAGGGUGAUGGCUUACCGGGGAGGGUACACCGCGCAGGAUAGGCGGCAGAUCGAGGCCGACAUGUUUUCGGGGAGGUUGGUCGGGAUCGUGGCGACUACGGCGCUGGAGCUUGGCGUGGAUAUCGGCACGCUGGAUUGCGUGUUGACCUGGGGGUUUCCGUAUACGAUUGCGAACCUCAGGCAGCAGAGCGGGAGGGCUGGCCGGAGAAACAAGGACUCGCUGGCUAUAUUGGUAGGGGAUGCGUUCGCAACGGACCAAUACUACAUGCAGCAUCCAGACGAGCUCUUCUCGCGCCCCAACUGCGCCCUCCAAAUCGACCUGGACAACUUGCUGGUCAAAGAAGGCCAUCUGCAGUGUGCCGCUGGCGAGAUGCCCAUACACCCGGAGCAGGACAAGAUAUACUUUGGCCCCGACCUCCCUCAGCUCUGUGCCGAGCGCCUCAUCCCUGACGACGAAGGCUUCUACCACUGCCAUGAUCACUUCCGUCCCUUCCCCUGGCGUUUCGUCUCCAUACGCGACGUCGAAGAAGACAAGUUUGCCAUCGUGGACACCACGAACGGGCGUAACGUCGUGCUUGAAGAGCUCGACGCUUCCCGUGCAACCUUCACCAUCUACGACGGCGCCAUCUUCCUUCAUCAGGGGACGACCUAUCUAGUUAGGGACUUCUCCCCUGACCGGAAGAUCGCGCGGGUUGAGAAGGUGAAAGUCGACUACCUCACCUCCCAACGCGACUUCACUGACGUCGACCCCAUCGCCACCCUUGCCAUCAAACCUCUACAGGGUUCCCCUUAUAAAGCCUACUACGGCACCAUCCGCAUCACUCAAGUCGUCUUCGGCUUCUUCAAAGUCGACCCCCGCCGUGGGAACAAAAUUCUCGACGCCGUUCCCGUCCACAACCCCCCCGUCGUCCGCUAUUCAAAAGGGAUGUGGCUCGACAUCCCCGCCUGCGCUCUAGAUAUCCUCAAGGCGAGGAAACAUAACCCCGCGGCGGCGAUCCACGCUGCGCAGCACGCCUUGGCGUCACUGGUCCCUACCUUCGUGAUGUCCUCUACCCAAGCUGAUAUUCGCACAGAGUGUAAGUCCCCUAUCAAGGAAUUCGCCCGUCGCCCGACGAAUCGUAAGCGGCCUGCCCGGUUAGCGCUGUAUGAUGCUAAAGGGGGACCGGGAGGGGCUGGGAUUAAUACCAAGGCGUUUGAGUUUGUUGAUGAUUUGCUGCGGAUGGCGUUGGAUAGGGUACGCGGGUGUGAGUGUCUCGAGGAAAAGGGGUGUGUGGAGUGUGUGUGUAGCGAGUUUUGCGUCGAGGGGAAUGAAGUUAUGAGCAAGGUGGGCGCGGAGGUGGUGUUAAAGGUGCUCGUAGGGGAGGAGGUCAGGGAGGAAGAAGUGCCCAUAGGGAGUUGGGAGGAAGGAAUGGGGCCGGGGGAGACGGUUGUGCUGGCAGGGGAGGUGAGUAUGGCUUCUGGGAGUGGGAGUCAGCAGGAUGGAAGGUGA
Thermochaetoides thermophila DSM 1495 is the source of this 3597-nucleotide messenger RNA. Its product is annotated as ATP-dependent helicase-like protein. NCBI's taxonomy places the organism in Eukaryota, Fungi, Ascomycota, Sordariomycetes, Sordariales, Chaetomiaceae. Bases 1 to 3597 code for a protein of 1198 amino acids. The transcript is spliced from 2 exons. The record is from RefSeq and is a predicted model, not a curated record. Gene Ontology annotation, molecular function: ATP binding; nucleic acid binding.